UUGUUUUCAAGUGGUCACCUCCAGGAAAGCUCCCAGCAAGAGCCAGUGGUUCUUGACUGAGAAGAAGACAUGGUAUAAAAGAGUCAAAGGGACUGGACAAAGAGCAAGAGAGAGCCACAGCUUACCUACAGUAAGAUUUUCACAAAACAGAGGAAAACCAGCUUUGCAGAAACCGCCUUCAUCACUGGCCUGUGUUUUCUAAUAAGAGAAGUCAGCAUGACACCGGUGAUGAAUUAUUGGAUGUGUUUGACCGUUCUAUCAUUGACAGUGACCUCGAGCCAAUCUUUGAUAAGAAUCGGCCUGCAGAAGAUGCCGUCUAUCAGGGAGACACUGAGAGAGAUGGGUGUUUCUGCAGAGCAGGUGUUGACUGAGCUGGCCCAGAUGAGCACAGACGACCCCAACAAUGGCACAGUUCCCACACCUCUGACCAACUACUUGGACACCCAGUACUUCGGGGAAAUCAGCAUCGGCUCACCGGCUCAGCAGUUCAACGUCGUGUUUGACACCGGAUCUGCCAACUUGUGGAUUCCCUCACAGAGCUGCUCACCUUUCUCCACUGCCUGUUUUACUCACAACAGGUAUGAUGCCACCAAAUCCCACACCCAUGUUGACAAUGGCACCGGAUUUUCCAUCCAGUAUGCCUCUGGAAACGUCAGGGGGUUUCUGAGUGAGGAUGUGGUCGUGGUUGGAGGUAUUCCAGUGGUGCAGGUGUUUGCUGAAGCCACCUCUCUGUCUGCCAUGCCCUUCAUCUUUGCAAAGUUUGAUGGGGUCCUGGGGAUGGGUUACCCGAACGUGGCCAUUGACGGUAUCACACCAGUGUUUGACCGCAUCAUGUCUCAGCAUGUCCUUAAGGAAGAGGUGUUCUCAGUCUACUACAGCAGGGACCCUAAACACUCCCCAGGUGGAGAGCUGGUCCUCGGUGGCACUGAUCCAAACUAUUACACUGGAGGCUUUAACUAUAUGGACACCAGAGAGACGGGCAAGUGGGAAGUUACCAUGAAAGGUGUUUCUGUCGGGGUGGAGAUGAUGUUUUGUGCUGAGGGCUGCACAGCUGUGAUCGACACAGGCUCCUCCUACAUCACAGGCCCGGCCUCCUCUGUGUCUGUACUGAUGAAAACCAUUGGAGCACAGCUGGAUGAAAGCGGAUACAAAGUCAACUGUGACACUGUCAAGACGCUGCCCACUGUCACAUUCCACCUGGGUGGUCAGGAGUACUCGCUGACUCAGGAAGAUUAUAUCUUAUGGCAAACACAGAUGGAGGGGGAUGUUUGCACCGUCACCUUCAGGGGCUUGGAUGUGCCGCCCCCUACAGGUCCCAUCUGGAUUUUGGGAGCCAACUUCAUUGCCCGCUACUACACAGAGUUUGACCGUCACAAUAAUCGGAUAGGGUUCGCUACAGCAGUGUGACAGGAAUUUUAAAAAUCUGCCUUGUUGUUCUGUUUUCUUUGUUUCUCCAUCUUUGCUGCUAUCUCUUCAAUGCCUCACCCAGGAGCGUGUCCAGAGGAGCAGCUUAGGGUGGCAUUGUCCCCCCUUGGCCAUCCAAAAUCCUAAAUUAUGAUUGGCUGUUUGCCUUGUCAGAGAUAUUAUUUGUGUUAAAAUCAAUUCGUAUUGCACCAGGCUGCUAGUACCGUUCCAUAAACUUUGACUUAGGACAAAAUGUUUUCAUGUUUUUAACACUUUAAAAGUUUGCAUUAGAAGACUUAAUUAUUGCCUCUCUGCUGUGUUAAAUUUUAGAGUAAAAAUAUAACACACAGGAGACAACAUAUGGGUGAUAAUUUAACUUUGUAGCAAAAGCACAUUUGAUGAGGACAGACAAACAAUGGUGAAUAAAUGCUAUUCAUUCUAGUGUGUGCAAACACCCCAUCAGGGCCACCCCACUCUAAAAGUCUGGACACGCCCCUGGUCUGACCCUCCCUUUAGUUGCUUCGUAUGAUCAGUCAUGAUCAAACACCAUCUGUUCUUCAAGAAGUGAAACAUGAGAGCUCAUUAAGGAAAUACCAUCUCCUAUUUUCUUUUAGCAAAUUGGACUUCUCUGUUAUAUAUUUUGUACCAGUUGCACUGAAUACCUUCGAAACUGUUUUUUAUUUAUAAACAUUUCUGAGCAAUGAAAUGUGUCUUUGUGUUACUGCUGAUAAUAUUCAACAGCACAGUGGAAACCUGCAUUGUUUUGAUGUAAUGACAAUAAAGUUGUUUUACUGCAGGGGUUUA
Notolabrus celidotus (New Zealand spotty) is the source of this 2208-nucleotide messenger RNA. RefSeq names its product renin (gene ren). The transcript is spliced from 9 exons. The record is from RefSeq and is a predicted model, not a curated record. The coding region runs from base 217 to 1407 and encodes 396 amino acids. NCBI's taxonomy places the organism in Eukaryota, Metazoa, Chordata, Actinopteri, Labriformes, Labridae. Gene Ontology annotation, molecular function: aspartic-type endopeptidase activity. Gene Ontology annotation, biological process: angiotensin maturation.